AAAACAGGAAACGGAAAUACGAAUACCAGGCUAUCAGUAAGCGUAGAAAAGUAGCAUUUGGAUGCUAUCGCUCCUCUUAGGCUCGCAGGAGUUGUUUGAAUUGCAUUUAACUGCAGCUAAGUGCGAUAAUAUUAGCGUUAUGUGUUAACCUUAACGCUAGAUAACGUAAAUUACUAACUAAACAAGCUAGUUAGAGUUAGCUCACCGCCACUGUGGCUAUUGCUGCAGAGAAGCUGUCAGUCACUGCUGGGAGGGAUUGAGGCGUUAUGGCCGACCCUGCACGGAUCAAACCUGAGGUUACCUCCGAGAGAGCAACGUCUGCCAACGAGGAGCAUCCGAAAUCCGAGGAGCCUGAAGAUGUGCCAGCCACAGCGAAACCUACGGAUGAACACAAAGAGUCAUCCUCGCAAGAUGAGCCCAAACUGGAGGUUAAAUGUGAAAGUCAGGCAGCUGGGGAAGACGAGGAAGAAGGAACCUCCGGCCAACCCAACGCCAAAAGACUGAAGGUGGAACCAGAAAAGAAAAAGGAGAAGCGCCACAAGGUUGAUGAGGAUGAAAUUCAAAAGAUGCAGGUUUUGGUGUCGUCAUUUUCUGAGGAGCAGCUGAAUCGAUAUGAGAUGUACCGACGUUCUGCUUUCCCUAAAGCUGCUAUUAAAAGGCUGAUCCAGUCCAUAACAGGAUCAUCAGUGUCCCAGAAUGUGGUGAUUGCCAUGUCUGGUAUUUCCAAGGUUUUUGCUGGGGAAAUUGUUGAGGAAGCGUUGGACGUUUGUGAGAAGUGGGGAGAUACACCACCACUGCAGCCCAAGCAUAUGAGGGAAGCAGUGAGGAGGUUGAAGAGCAAAGAUCAGAUUCCUAACUCCAAGUACAAGCACAUUCUCUUCCACUGAGGAUGUGCUGUAGAUUGUAUGGGAACUCUGACCGGUAAAUGCUUGAUGUAACAUACAGUUCAGAUAGUGUAAUUAUACUCAUGCAUUACGGUUGUAAAUACAUUGUUUUAUACUUGUGAAAUGUUUCAUUCUUGUUACUUCAUUAAAGAACCAGUGAACUUUUGGUGGGAAAA
This is a messenger RNA of Morone saxatilis (striped sea-bass), 1060 nucleotides long. It is a transcript of the gene taf11, whose product is annotated as TAF11 RNA polymerase II, TATA box binding protein (TBP)-associated factor. The record is from RefSeq and is a predicted model, not a curated record. Gene Ontology annotation, biological process: transcription initiation at RNA polymerase II promoter; RNA polymerase II preinitiation complex assembly. The transcript has 6 exons. Bases 267 to 887 code for a protein of 206 amino acids. Gene Ontology annotation, cellular component: transcription factor TFIID complex; nucleus. Gene Ontology annotation, molecular function: protein heterodimerization activity; transcription coactivator activity. Lineage: Eukaryota; Metazoa; Chordata; Actinopteri; Moronidae.